AUGGGUAAUGAGAAGGCCAAAAUUUACAUUUUGGUCAUGGGUCAUGUCAACUCUAGCAAGUCCCAGGUGCUUGACAAUCUCAUGGCUGAAUGGGAGCGUGGUAUCACCACUGACAAUGCCAUGCGGGAAUUGGAAACGGAUAAGUACCACUUCACUUUCAUUGAUGCUUAUGGUCAUCCCGACUUUAUUAAGGACAUCUUGACAGGCCAUUGCUGGGCUGAUUGUGCCCUUCUCAUUGUCCAUUCCACCAGUACUGGUGAGUUUGAUGAACAGGCUCGUCUGCAUGCAUUGCUUGCUUACACCCUUGGUAUCAAGCAGAUGAUCUGUUGCUUUAACAAGAUGGAUGCGAACACUCCCAAUUACUCAUGGAAGAGUUAUGAUGGAGUUUUGAAAUCAAUGUCUCCCUACCUGAAGAAGCUUGGCUACGACCCGGUCAAGAUCCCUUUUGUUCCCAUCCCAGGUUUAGAAGGUGACAACCUGACUGAGGGGUCUAUGAACCUUCACUGGUACAAGGGUCCUAGUCUACUUGAAGCACUUGACCAGAUUCAAGUUCCUAAUGGAGGUAAGAGCAUAAAGUCUGCUGUCAUGAAGAUAAGUAAGAAAUGUUGGGCUGCAAUGGUUAACGGAGUUAAGAAAUUUGGGUCUCCUUGUCUUAAUGCAAUUGUUGUAGCAGUGGUCCAGCUUGCUGCAGCUCUGGCAAAUUAACUUGAG
Ziziphus jujuba (common jujube) is the source of this 711-nucleotide messenger RNA. RefSeq names its product elongation factor 1-alpha. Gene Ontology annotation, biological process: translation; translational elongation. Bases 1 to 705 code for a protein of 234 amino acids. The record is from RefSeq and is a predicted model, not a curated record. The transcript is spliced from 2 exons. Lineage: Eukaryota; Viridiplantae; Streptophyta; Magnoliopsida; Rosales; Rhamnaceae. Gene Ontology annotation, molecular function: translation elongation factor activity; GTPase activity; GTP binding.